This is a messenger RNA of Rattus norvegicus (Norway rat), 2337 nucleotides long. RefSeq names its product G protein-coupled receptor 157 (gene Gpr157). The coding region runs from base 238 to 1230 and encodes 330 amino acids. Gene Ontology annotation, molecular function: G protein-coupled receptor activity; transmembrane signaling receptor activity. The transcript has 4 exons. NCBI's taxonomy places the organism in Eukaryota, Metazoa, Chordata, Mammalia, Rodentia, Muridae. Gene Ontology annotation, biological process: radial glial cell differentiation; G protein-coupled receptor signaling pathway; cell surface receptor signaling pathway. Gene Ontology annotation, cellular component: membrane; ciliary membrane. The record is from RefSeq and is marked provisional.
AGGACUCAGGGUAGGAUUGUAGAGCUUAGCAGCAGGGAGUGGAGGGCGCCGCGGGGAGACGCCGGCUGUGUAGUUGAUAGACUGGGCGGGGCUGGGACGCAGGCGGGACCCGUGGGGACGCGAGCCCGGGCGCCUUGAUGCCCAGACAGAGGCGACCGCGGGCUCUGCUUGGUCACGACCUCUCGGCACCCUUGGGCCUGUGCACCCUGGCCGUCUGCCCUUGGUCCCCAGCCGGCCAUGCCCACACCCGCGCCUCCCACCGAGCUGCUGCCGUGGGAGCGCGCGGUGGUACUGCUGUCCUGUGUGCUGUCAGCUCUGGGCUCCGGCCUCCUGGUGGCCACGCACGCCCUGUGGCCUGACCUGCGUAGCCGGGCUCGGCGCCUGCUACUCUUCCUGUCGCUGGCGGACCUGCUCUCGGCUGCCUCGUACUUCUACGGAGUGCUGCAGGACUUUGCGGGCACUUCGUGGGAUUGCGUCCUUCAGGGCGCGCUCUCUACUUUCGCCAACACCAGUUCCUUCUUCUGGACCGUGGCCAUCGCCCUCUACCUAUACCUCAAUAUCGUCCGAGCUACGCGCGGGCCCUGCACGGACCACCUAGUCUGGGCUUUUCACCUCAUCAGCUGGGGUGUCCCGUUGGCUAUCACAGUGGCAGCCGUCUGUCUAAAGAAGAUAGGCUACGAUGCCUCUGAUGUGUCCGUGGGCUGGUGCUGGAUCAACCUGGAGGCCGAGGACCGUGUCCUGUGGAUGCUACUGACCGGGAAGCUGUGGGAGAUGCUGGCUUACAUCUUGCUACCUCUGCUGUACCUUUUGGUCAGGAAGCACAUCAACAGGGCGCACCAGGCGCUCUCGGAGUACCGGCCCAUCUGGGAGGGGCGCCAGCUGCAGCGAGGCUCCCCCACCUCCAUGGCUGAUAAGAAACUGAUCCUCAUUCCCUUCAUAUUCAUCUGCCUCCGGGUCUGGAGCACCGUGCGCUUUGUCCUGACCCUCUGUGGCUCCCCGGUUGUGCAGGCACCGGUGCUGGUUGUUCUACAUGGCAUUGGAAACACCUUCCAGGGAGGGGCCAACUGCAUCAUGUUUGUCCUCUGCACCCGGGCGGUCCGCACAAGGCUCUUCUCUCUCUGCUGCUGCUAUCCUCGGCCCCCCACCCAGAACCCUCCUGGGGCUUCCAUUCCCCCCAAGAUGGGGGAAUCUCAGGAAUCCAGACGGACCCCAGAAGUGCCCAGCACUUGAAUAGUUGGUUUCCCUCACUGUUCUCGCUGGUGCUGCCUUCCUGGUUCCUGCUUCAGGAUUCGGGGACCAAGCACACUGGAAGCCUCGCCUAGUGAAGCUCGGAGCCCGGUGGAGAGGCAGCCAUCAGUGUGGACUCUUCCACCUCCCAGAAUCACAGGCAGGCAGUGCAUUCCUUGCACACUCGAGUCCCUGGUUUAGUGGGGUUUGAUUGUGUGAGCACAAAGACCGUGAGAUUCAGCCAUGCAGGAUACUGCCCGGACACAGUUUCCCGGUGUCCCCGGGCCACCAGAGCUGUUUACAGAUGGAUCCACACCUGUGGACCCAUCCCAGGCAUGACCGAACAUCUUCUUGGAUCCCAGACAUCACAGUAUGGAGUCCAGGUUUGCCAGGGUGUUGAGAAUCCCUAGAGACCCUGAGGGUAAUCAGCAGUGCUGGUCAGCAGAGGGUAACAUCCUUAGACUAGGUCCCAAGUCCACCCAAGUCACAGAGGAAUGCCAUCAUUGAUCAAAACCACCCAGGCCCACGCUCAUGGGAAUCUCACGGAGUCUCUGCGUGGGUCAUCCGUCACCCCUCGAUGUUUAUUACAUCUGAAUUUCAGCACAGGCCAGAGUCCAGAGUCCUGGCCAUUAGUCAAUCACUUAGCAUCCACGUCCCCUCCCAGUACUAGGACAGAAGGUAGCUCAGCUCCCAGUCCCUGUGGACGCCUGCUGUUCUCACAGAACCCUGUCCUCACGGUGACUCAUACAGGGGUGAGUGGGGAGCGGGGUCUGGUUCUGCACUUUGCUUAGGAAAAGGUGGAACUGAUUCUACCCCGAAGGUCAAUGUUUUAAGAUUCAGCCUCAGGCUGGACCUGUAGCUCAGUGUAGUUUCCAGGUUGGUCCUAGCACCCAAAAUACAAAGAGCCUCUGUGUUUUGUUUUGUAUUUAUCUGGGGGAUAGGAUUCUGAGAUGAUUGCAUUUUAUUUUACGUUUUGAAACAGGGUCUCAUGGACCUGCUGACCUGGAACUUGCUAGGUAGAUCAGGCUGGCCUCAAACUCACAGAGAUCCACCUGCCUCUGCCCCCUGAUGAUUAGAUUUUUAAAAAAUGUUUUGUUUUGUUGUGUUGUG